Tachyglossus aculeatus (Australian echidna) is the source of this 2227-nucleotide messenger RNA. It is a transcript of the gene PGM1, whose product is annotated as phosphoglucomutase 1. Lineage: Eukaryota; Metazoa; Chordata; Mammalia; Monotremata; Tachyglossidae. The transcript has 11 exons. Gene Ontology annotation, cellular component: cytosol. Gene Ontology annotation, biological process: carbohydrate metabolic process. The record is from RefSeq and is a predicted model, not a curated record. The coding region runs from base 231 to 1991 and encodes 586 amino acids. Gene Ontology annotation, molecular function: magnesium ion binding; phosphoglucomutase activity.
UGUGUGUGGGAUCAGUGCGACCCGUGUGUCGGGGUGUGUUUGUGUGUGUGCGUGUGUGUGUGCCAUCAGCUGUGCCACCGGGUGCCCCGCCUGUCUGUCUCCCUGACUGUCUGCGGGCCCGGGCCUCUCCCUGCCCCGGUGUGUGAGACCAGCGUGGCCCGUGUGUCGUGGGGGUUGUGUGUGUGAUCGAUUGGCCGUGUGCCCGUGCCCGUGUGCCCGUGUCGGUGGGCAUGGCGGGGGUGCUGUGCGUGCGCCGGGUGCGGACGGAGGCCUUCGGGGACCAGCGUGCGGGCACCAGCGGGCUGAGGAAGCGGGUGCGGCUGUUCCUGGCCCGGCCCCACUACGCCCACAACUUCGUCCAGAGCUGCCUGCGGGCCGCCCUGGGCCCGGCCCCUGCCCCCGAGGACGCCCCCCUCUCCUCCUCCACCGCCUCCUCCUCCGGGGAGCCCUCCGCCCCCGCCGGGCCCACCCUGGUGGUGGGCGGCGACGGCCGCUUCUACAACAAGGACGUCAUCGCCACCAUCGCCGCCAUCGCCGCCGCCAACGGGGUCGGUCGUCUAGUAAUUGGGCAGAAUGGAAUUCUUUCCACACCAGCUGUGUCCUGUAUCAUUCGGAAAAUCAAGGCCAUCGGUGGCAUCAUUUUGACCGCUAGCCACAACCCUGGGGGGCCCGAUGGAGAUUUUGGCAUUAAAUUCAAUAUCGCCAAUGGAGGUCCCGCUCCCGAAGCUAUCACCGAGAAAAUUUUCCAAAUCAGCAAGACAAUCGAGGAGUACGCGAUUUGUCCAGACUUGAAAGUGGACCUUAACACUCUGGGAAAGCAACAGUUUGAUUUGGAGAACAAAUUCAGGCCAUUCACAGUGGAAAUCGUGGACUCGGUGGAGGCGUACGCCGGCAUGUUGAGGAACAUCUUCGAUUUCAACGUGCUGAAAGAACUCCUCUCCGGUCCCAACAGCCUAAAGAUCCGGGUCGACGCCAUGCACGGAGUCAUGGGCCCGUAUGUAAAGAGGAUCCUCUGUGAAGAGCUGGGAGCCCCGGCGAAUUCGGCCGUCAACUGUGUUCCCCUAGAAGACUUUGGGGGUCACCACCCCGACCCCAAUCUCACCUACGCCGCUGACCUGGUGGAGACCAUGAAAAAGGGGGAAUACGACUUCGGGGCUGCGUUUGAUGGAGAUGGGGAUCGGAACAUGAUUCUGGGAAAGCACGGCUUCUUCGUUAACCCUUCGGACUCUCUCGCCGUCAUCGCCGCCAAUAUCUUCAGCAUCCCUUACUUCCAGCAGACAGGAGUCCGUGGCUUUGCCAGAAGCAUGCCCACCAGCGGGGCCCUGGAUCGGGUGGCCCACGCGACGAAGAUCGCUCUGUACGAGACUCCGACAGGCUGGAAGUUUUUCGGGAAUUUGAUGGAUGCCAACAAGUUGUCCCUCUGUGGAGAGGAGAGCUUCGGGACCGGGUCUGACCACAUCCGGGAGAAGGACGGCCUGUGGGCCGUGCUCGCUUGGCUGUCCAUCGUGGCUGCCCGCAAGCAGAGCGUGGAGGACAUCCUGAGAGAUCACUGGCAAAAGUUUGGGCGGAACUUCUUCACCAGGUACGACUACGAGGAAGUGGACGCCGACGGGGCCGCCAAAAUGAUGAAGGACCUGGAGACACUGAUGUUUGACCGGGCGUUCGUGGGGAAGCAGCUCUCUGCCGGGGACAAAGUCUACACCGUGGAAAAGGCAGAUAACUUUGAAUACCACGAUCCUGUGGAUGGAAGCGUGUCGAGAAAUCAGGGUUUACGGCUCAUUUUUACUGACGGUUCCCGCAUCAUCUUCCGGCUGAGUGGCACCGGGAGUUCCGGGGCGACGGUGCGCCUCUACAUCGACAGCUAUGAGAAGGAAGAUUCCAAGAUCUACCAGGACCCGCAGGUGAUGCUGGCCCCCCUCAUUUCCAUCGCCCUGAAGCUUUCCCAGCUCCACGAAAGAACAGGCCGUUCCGGCCCGACGGUCAUCACGUAGAAGGAGCGCCACAGCCACGUCCGCGGACACGGUCCAGCCUGCUCUCCCUGCAACCUUCCCCCGCGCUCUACCUCGGCCUUCUGACCGACGGCUGGGCCCCUUUGGGAAAGGCCCUCGCCAGCUCCGCGAAGGUCCCGAGAGCCACGCUUCUGGAGACGGCUCCGCUCCUCCGUUCGCCCCAACCCCCUUCCUUCCCGCAAGCAUUACAGGAUAUUAAAGAGAACUGGGUUAGCGUG